Solanum pennellii is the source of this 3124-nucleotide messenger RNA. RefSeq lists its product as uncharacterized. Gene Ontology annotation, biological process: intracellular monoatomic cation homeostasis. The transcript is spliced from 18 exons. The record is from RefSeq and is a predicted model, not a curated record. Gene Ontology annotation, cellular component: mitochondrial inner membrane. Lineage: Eukaryota; Viridiplantae; Streptophyta; Magnoliopsida; Solanales; Solanaceae. Bases 162 to 2807 code for a protein of 881 amino acids.
UUAUGUGAUGAAUUGUCUCCCCACGUCUACGGAUAAACCCUUUGUGUCACGUCUAUUUACAAAAAAAAAAGCUUGCAGCUUCCAUUUUUCAUUUCUCUGAUAAAAAAGUUAAUCCUAUUACAUAUCCCUUCUCGAACACUCAAAAUCAUCUUUUGAAGCUGAUGUCGUUGAAGCUCCACCAUCAGAAUCUUCCUUCAUCUAGUUCUUCUAUUUCACGUCCUUCAGUUAAAGCAGCGAGGAACUAUUAUUUCAGCAGAAAAAUAGUAGGUUUGGAUCACCUGAUAUACAAUCAAUGCAAUACAAGGAGGAGAUGCCACAAAAAACUUUAUUUGUUACAGGGUGGAAAUCGUGAUCUUAAUCCUCGAACAUCGAGGAUAUUACACCUUUUGCCUUUUGCUUCUGCUGAGGAUGGGGUGUCAGUCAAUGGUAGUUCCAGACCAACUACAAGCAGUGAUAUGGAGGAAAUGAGACUAAAACUAGAUAUAUCUCUGCAAGGUGAAGAUAAUGGUUCUGGACUUGUCCAAUCGCUGCAUGAUGCUGCAAGAGUAAUUGAGCUAGGACUUAGACAACAAGGCUCAUUAUCCAGGGUAUCCUGGUUUUCAACUGCCUGGUUGGGCGGUGAUAGAACUAUUUGGAUCAAGGAGCUAUCUUAUCAGGCAUCUGUAUACUCUCUACUGCAAGCAGCAAUUGAGAUUUUAUGUCGAGGAGAUGAAAGAGAUAAUGAUAUCAACAUUUUCACGCAGAGGAGUUUAUCAAGGCAAUCUGCUCCUUUGGAGAGCUUGAUUAGAGAUAGUUUAUUAGCCAAGCAACCUGAAGCUUAUGAUUGGUUUUGGUCUGAGCAAAUUCCAGCAGUGGUUACCACCUUUGUGAAUUACUUUGAGAAGGAUCUGCGAUAUGCUGCUGCUACUGCAGAGACCAGAAAGCAAACAUCUCUAUCUCCUCGAAAUGCAAGUGAUGUAUCACUCCUUAUGCUUGCACUCAGUUGCAUUGCAGCGAUUAUGAAACUUGGUGCUGCAAAACUGUCGUGUACACAAUUUUCGUCUCUUGUUCCAGACACACUUGGAAGAUUGAUGGACAUGCUUGUCGAAUUUAUUCCUCUCCGACAGGCUUAUCAUUCCGUGAAGCCUAUUGGUCUGCGUAGAGAAUUUCUUGUCCAUUUUGGUCCCAGAGCUGCAGCAUGUAGAGUACAAAAUGAAUCAGGAACUGAAGAGGUUAUACUCUGGGUGAGUCUUGUCCAAAAGCAGCUUCAACGAGCUAUAGAUCGAGAGAGAAUAUGGUCCAGACUCACCACAAGUGAGAGUAUCGAGGUUCUGGAAAAGGAUCUGGCCAUAUUUGGUUUCUUUAUUGCUUUGGGAAGAAGCACAAAGGCUUUUCUUUCUGAAAAUGGAUUUGAUACUCUUGACGAGCUGAUUGAAGAAUUAAUUAGGUAUCUAAUUGGGGGCAGUGUACUGUAUUAUCCUCAACUUGCAUCAAUAAGUUCUUAUCAACUGUACGUGGAGGUUGUGUGUGAAGAGCUAGACUGGCUUCCUUUUUAUCCAGGCAUUACUGCUAAUUUUAUCCGUAAUACUGGGCACAAAAGUAAACAAGAAGUUCCUCCAAAUUUAGAAGCCAUUCCACUAGUAUUAGACGUGUGCUCUUACUGGAUCCAGAGUUUCAUUAAAUAUAGUAAAUGGCUGGAGAACCCUUCUCAUGUCAAGGCAGCAAGAUUCCUUGCAACUGGGCACAACAAGCUUAAGAAGUGCAGAGAGGAUCUCGGAAUUGAGAAGACUCGCGUGGGAGCUUAUUCACAGAUCAAGAAAGAAACAGAUUCCUUUGAUAAGGCACUGGAGAGUGUCGAAGAGGCUUUGGUAAGGCUAGAGGUAUUGCUUCAAGAACUGCAUAUGUCAAGUGCUAGUUCACAGAAGGAGCACUUGAAAGCUGCAUGUUCUGACCUUGAAAGGAUUCGUAGAAUUAAAAAAGAGGCUGAAUUUCUUGAGGUUUCAUUUAGAACGAAGGCAGCUUUCCUACAGCAGGAAGAAGAUGCUACUAUGUCUACAUCAUCAAGUGGGGACAAGCAACAGUUCUCUAAACGCAAGGACAACAAGGAUGGUCAAAAUAGGAGUGGGAAUAACAGGAUACAGGGAUUAUGGAGCUUCGUUGGUCGUCGGCCUAGCAAAUCAGCAGACCAGGCAUCAUCGACUCCUAAUGAGAUUGGUGAUGAUGGCUCUAAAGAACUUUCAGAGAGUACAGGCGUUAUGGAUUCAAAGUCAACUGAAGUUCGAAGGUUUGAACUAUUAAGGAGUGAGCUAAUGGAACUGGAGAAGCGGGUUCAAAGAAGUGCUGAUCAAUAUGAGUAUGAGGAGGAGGAAAGUCAGAAGGUGGAUCGCACUUCCACGCAUCCUGCAGGAGCUGAAAGAACUCAAUUGGUUCUUCAGAAGAAAAAGGAGAGUGUUAUUGAGAAAUCCUUAGACAAACUGAAAGAAACUAGCACGGAUGUUUGGCAAGGAACUCAGCUUCUCGCUAUCGAUGUUGCUGCAGCUUUAGGGCUCCUUCGGAGGUCCAUAGUAGGGGAUGAGUUGACAGAAAAAGAGAAACAAGCAUUGCGGAGAACUUUAACUGACUUGGCAUCAGUUGUACCUAUUGGAUUUCUUAUGCUUCUCCCUGUUACAGCAGUUGGGCAUGCUGCUAUGUUGGCUGGAAUUCGAAGAUAUAUGCCAUCUCUGAUACCUUCUACAUAUGGACCAGACAGAUUAGCCCUCCUAAGGCAGCUUGAGAAAGUCAAGGAAAUGGGAACUGAGGUGAAUCCAACUGAAAAGGCUGAUGAAUAGCCCAGGUUAAAGCAUACGAAAACAGCUAAUCAUAUAGUUCCACCGUCAAAUUCAUUUCAACUUGGUUUUAUAUCCAUUCAACAGUAGAUAGGCGUAAAGAAGUUCAUUCCAAGAGUCUGGCACUCCCGGUAGGCACCAGUGGCUGCAGUCUUGUGGUGCACCAGCCGGGGUGCCAGGUUCACGAUAUUCUGAAGGGUGACCAUCUUUCCUGAACUCACUUAGAUAUGUGAUGUUUAGGAAGGUCAUGUUUCUUCUUGUAUUUUGCAUUUUCUCAACUACCUCAGAAAUGAAUAUAUUGUUGGUUGGCUCUUUCUCCA